AUGAGCCAGCGCAUCUCCCCAAACCAGGCGUGCUGGGGGAACCGGGACCAGGACACGAGACUGACUGCGUUUGUCUUCCUGUUUUACUUCUGCUGUGGAAGAAAUUUAAGCAAGAACAUGUAUAGUGAAUUGCUCAAUUCAACCAGUGCCACCGAAGCUCACCUAAUGAUUCAGACCAACACGCCCUACCUGAGCAGCACUCCGAGACCCGUGAGCUCCUCUGCUCUUUACAUGUCCACAGCCCGGGUGUUAAAAGAAGGGGAAAUAAAUAAGCCAGACCUGGUGACUUACAUCAUUCUAUUUUUCUUUCUGUUCUUGACUGUGACAUUCAUUGUGUUCUUCAUAAACUGCCAGCUGAAAAAUUCUUUUUUUGCUACUCUUCCUUACGACAGAUCGCUCAGGGAGGCGAGGAACCCGUGGAGGACACAAGCUGUCUGA
Molecule: messenger RNA, 438 nt
Organism: Pyrgilauda ruficollis (rufous-necked snowfinch)
Lineage: Eukaryota; Metazoa; Chordata; Aves; Passeriformes; Passeridae
Gene: SMIM32
Product: small integral membrane protein 32
Exons: 2
Coding region: 1-438 (145 amino acids)
Source: RefSeq, a predicted model, not a curated record